Molecule: messenger RNA, 418 nt
Organism: Drosophila ficusphila
Lineage: Eukaryota; Metazoa; Arthropoda; Insecta; Diptera; Drosophilidae
Gene: UQCR-6.4L
Product: cytochrome b-c1 complex subunit 10
Exons: 2
Coding region: 82-318 (78 amino acids)
Biological process (GO): mitochondrial electron transport, ubiquinol to cytochrome c
Cellular component (GO): mitochondrial inner membrane
Source: RefSeq, a predicted model, not a curated record
AAUUUUGAUUGACAAGCUGGCUCGACACUUUGCUUCAAAAAUUCUGUAAGAAAAGCAGUUAUUUUCAGGAAAAAAAUCAAAAUGAGUUUUAAGGAAAAAUUGACUGGUUUAUGGUGCAGGCACAAGCCCACGGAAAAUCAAAAGGCAUUGGCAUUGGCCUUUAUCCCAUCAGCUGCCACCUUUGGACUGGCUGCAGCUUUGGCCGUUGUUUACUUUACCGAUUGGAAAGUAAUUGCCGGAUGGAUUCCCCUCUAUAAUACCAAAUUUCCCAAAGAAGAACCCAAGAAGAAGAAGAAAAAGAAGAGCAAUGAUGAAUGAACUUUUUAUUUUUGGUCUCCAUGCUUCAACAAAAUCAGACACUUAAAGAUCGUGCCUUCUGUGGAAUAUUGUUCAAAUAAACGAUUUUACUGGCUUUCAA